AUGUCAAUGCUAGAGAGACCGCCAGCGGUGAAGCGAAAGGCUCCAAUAGGCGAAGUUUUUCCUGAGGCGAAACGGUCUUGCAGUAUGUUUGCAAUGAAGCAAGAGUUCAAUAACCUCCUAUCAAAGAAGAGAGAAUUCCUAUCCAGACAGCGGACUUCCUCAUUACUGAUCCAUCCAUUGGAAAUAGAUGAGAGUCCAUUGAUUCCUGAGUUCUCGAAUUUCUAUCGUCGUCUUUCGAAUGCUCCUAUGGCGUCGGAGGAGCAUGCUGCACAGUUGGCUCUUAUUGAACAAGUGAUUCAAGAGUCUAUAAUAAUAGAAUGGCCUCGACCAGUGGAUGGAAUUUCGUCAACAAACGAACCAGUUGAAAUCGACAUGGCACCAUUAAUUCAUCGUGCUCGAAGCGUUGUAAAAUGCAGAACAAGCCAUCCGACGAUGAAAAUAAAAGUGUGUGCCAUCAGUCAAGAUUUUGUGGAUUCCUCACUUCCUCAGCCGAAAACCGUCGAAGCAUUCUUUCGUGCUUCGCUUGUGAAGAUUUCUCAAGAUGGCACUGGGCCCAGGCAAGUAGCAGGCCGCAUGAUUCUAACACAACGAGAAGGUACACCAGCAACUAAAACUUCGGAUCAAAAUGGUGCAACCGUCAGUGACGGGAAACUUAUUGCAAGUCAGGCUGCAUCUGACACUCACACAUUCGUGCUUUUGGACAGAAUGGGUGAACGAAACGCGAGGACAACCAACUUAAAAUUCGACAAUCAUGUGCUCUGCGCCACUUUUCCGGAAAUGGGAGUAGCUCUUAACUCGAUGGUGGAUCGAAGGCAGCUCGCCACUCGAUAUGCCGUACAAGUUGAGGUGGCGCUAAACAUCGACAACAAGCUGAUUGUUAAUCACGCAGUUCUAUCGCACCCUUUCUUGAUUGCGAUCACUAAUGAUCAAACCGAACCGCUAUUAUUCUCAAUAUUUUGGAGUCGAAUGCUUUCCACUGAGCAUACGGAGACAUCAGAAGUCUUCCGUGAGUCCUCCACCAUACCUUGGGCUGUUCUUCAUCAAGCGAUUAGACAGUUCGUUAAAGCACAAAUAGUGCAAGCUCGUAGCUUGCAUUAUCAUGAAAUAUGUCAUGUCCAGUGCAUGAUUUUACUGCCUCGUGUUAUACAAUGCAAAACAAUCGAGGAACUGGAUUCACUAGAGUUGGAGCUCUACGGUAAUUCCAAAUGCUCCAAAAACAAACAUAUCGAAUUAAGAAAUCGUCUAAUGACGGAACUAGUACUUCCAACAACUCCAAUUGAGCGAAGAGAGUUUAUGGUGGAUAAAUGCGUUUCGAUUUUGGAUAUGUCCACGGAAUUAUCACAUACUGUCUGGUCUUGGCUAUUUCGAGCAACGGAAAUGCUUCAAGAUGUUGGUCAUAAACUAUGCCCUAGCCCUAUGCUUGGAGAUAAAAAAGGCACAAAGACGAAAAAACAAAUGGCAGCAUCUGAGGAGUAUCAGACAAUGCUCAGUCUAUUCAAUAAAGGGAUCAUUACCAUGGCUAGUCCAUUAACCGUUCGUGAGGUUUUUCGUGACCAUUUCGCAGCACUCGGAACGAAUGCGAUGAUGAUACGAAUGUGUGAUGAGAACAGCGGCUUCUUCUCUUUUGUGUUUGGACUGGAGGAGGGCUCCAUGGAUGUCUUGCGAAUGGGGUCAAUCUCUGCCGAACAAGUCAAAGAUUUCAAACAAGGACUACCUGAGGUGCUUAUGGACGAGCAAUUUCCCUCAAAAUUCCCAUACCUUGUAAAGAUAGAAGCUAACGAUUCGUCAUCGAAAAUGGAUAUCUCUUCAACAAGGAAACGUUUGGUAUUCCACAGCUACGAAACAUUACGUCUAGACAACAGUAUUCAUGUCCAUGACGAUGAAUCCACAAGGAUUAACGUGCUUACUGGGGAGAAGGUGGCCAGAAUCCUUGUAUCCUCUGGUACUAAUUACUCAGUAUCAGGAAACUUUGGAGAAACAGUUGCAACAUUCGGAAGUCUCCCCGCAUUCCUUUCUCUGCUUCAACAGCAGAUUACGGUUCCAGCAACAACGUUCACAACGGCACCGAGAGGAGGAUUUGAUAUCCGCACUCUUCUGCGGAAUAUGCAACUUCCGGAGAAAGCUCAAGAUUCUGAAUCUGAAGGAGACGAAGGAGCCGAGAAUUUGUCACAUUCCUCAAACAACGAGCGAGAAUCAGCUGAAGAGCUUUAG
Molecule: messenger RNA, 2211 nt
Organism: Necator americanus (New World hookworm)
Lineage: Eukaryota; Metazoa; Nematoda; Chromadorea; Rhabditida; Ancylostomatidae
Exons: 17
Coding region: 1-2211 (736 amino acids)
Source: RefSeq, a predicted model, not a curated record